Messenger RNA from Cyprinus carpio (common carp), 3584 nucleotides. RefSeq names its product rap guanine nucleotide exchange factor 5-like. Gene Ontology annotation, cellular component: plasma membrane. Bases 167 to 2413 code for a protein of 748 amino acids. Gene Ontology annotation, biological process: positive regulation of GTPase activity; Ras protein signal transduction. The record is from RefSeq and is a predicted model, not a curated record. The transcript has 24 exons. Gene Ontology annotation, molecular function: guanyl-nucleotide exchange factor activity. Lineage: Eukaryota; Metazoa; Chordata; Actinopteri; Cypriniformes; Cyprinidae.
AUGUUCUCUAUGUGUUGUGAAGGCUUGUGAGAAUAAUGUACCUUGUGCCGGCCGAGCACUUAGGAAUGCUUUCUUAUCCAAUGGUCAGGAUAACUGGAAAGCACAUAUUAAACUGGCAAGAAUCAUCAGGAGGACAUAUAUCGGUCUGAAGCUGGUGGAAUGGCUGAUGGAUCAUUGUGAAUUUAUCAGGAACAGGACAAUAGCUUCCAAAAUCUGGAACAUUCUCCUGGACUUGGGCAUUCUGCUUUCAGUGGAGCAGAACAAUGUAUUUGAGGACUCCAGGUCUUUGUACCAGUUCACCUUUGUGGAAUGUGAGGCCCAGAGCUGUGAUUUCAGAAAUAAGGUCAACUGGCCAGGUGCAGUACAUCUGCUGCUACAGCUGGUCCCAUACGUGCAGCUUCGCAGUGGAACCCAAAAGCACUAUAAAGGAGAUGCACAGAAAACAUCUGAUGUUUGUAAUCCAGUUCUUCAAAUGAGAGCUUUGGAGCAUCUCACCUCAACGGUGCAGAAUGAACUGUUGGCAGCUCUGGCUCGCAAGGCACAGAUUAAAUCAGUGAUGGAGGAGAGCAGUCCACAGCAGGAUACUAACACCCCAGGAUCCUCUCCCAGUCCUGCUGCGUGUAAGCAGGGCCCUGGAACUGUUACAUGCGAUAGAGAGGAUAUCAGCCGAUUGGAGAUGGUCCAGAGACUGGCCAAGGACGGAUGCCGCCUUCUACACAGCCCGCUAAGAGCUACCGAAAAACCUACUGAGCCCUCCAGUGACGCAGCAGUCCGUGUGAGUGAGAGAGAGCGGAGCCACGAGGUACUGCUGCCUCAGAGGACGACGUCACCAAGAGCUCCCCCCUCCUCCUCCUCCUGGACCGGGAGGUACGCUGCCGUGCCCGCCACCCCUGAAAAGGUUCUAGAGCAUCUGCUGGGCCACCUGAGGCUGGAUGAGGAGCAGAAGAGCCCCCAGAGCAGAGAGACAGAGAAUCUAUUGGAUGACUUUCUGCUGACGUACCCUGUGAUUAUGUCCACCAGUGACCUGUGCCAAGCACUACUCGGUCACUAUUGUUCAAAGAAAGACAGGAUGAAAGAGGAGGGGAGAGACACUCUGCUUAGGAAACGAAAAGUGCUGCACCUGCUGUCCCAGUGGAGCUCGCUGUGCACAGACCUGCCCCGGGACAACGAGCACGCCAAACUAUUCCUCAAGACUCUGUACAGAUACGUUCUGGAUGAUCUCUAUGAGUUUCCAUCGCUGGAGAAGGAUCUGAAAGAACUUCAGAAACUUCUACGGAUGCAAAGGAGACACACGGUAGAUGAAUACUCUCCACAAAGGAAGAAUAAAGCUCUUUUCCACCAGCUGAGUCUGAAGGAGAACUGGCACCCUGUGAGAGGAGCUCAGAGGGAGAGGAAGGAAGUGCUGUGUCGUGUGUAUGUGACCAUAGACUCAUACGUGAGUGUAAGGACCCAUAGCGAGGUGUCCGUGCAGGAACUGCUGAGCACUGUGGCUGAAAGGCUCGACUGUGCUGAAGACGACAUGGUGUUGAUGGCCGUCAUGUAUCCUGGAGAGAAGGUUCUGCUUCAGUCAGAUCAGUGUGUGUUCUCGUCUUCACUCAGUGCUGCUGAGAGGCUGCACGUCUGCAGAAGAGACCUGACUGAGAUCAUGAGUCCCUUCACUGAUAACGGGCAGCAGCGCUCAGUGAAGAUGCUGAGCAUGAACACAUGGGAUGUAGCCGUGUCGCUCACAAACUGUGACUGGAGUCUCUUCACUAUCGUGCAUGAGCAAGAGCUGGUAUACUUUACUCAGAGCCGAGACGCGAGCGCUGGCCACACGAUGGCACUGGAGCAGCUGUUGCAGCGCUGCAAUGAGACUCAGCAGUGGGUGAUGACCGAAGUGCUCCUGUGCCCAACCCUCUGCAAACGUGUGCAGCUCUUCAAGAAAUUCAUCAAGAUCGCAGCACACUGUAAAGCACAGAGGAACCUGAACUCAUUAUUUGCCAUCAUUAUGGGACUGAACAGUCCUGCUGUCAGUCGACUCACUCAGACAUGGGAGAAAGUCCCUGGGAAGUUCAGGAAGUUGUUCUCUGAGCUGGAGAGCUUGACGGACCCUUCUUUAAACCACAAAGCCUACAGAGAUGCCUUCAGGAAGAUGAAGUCUCCCAAGAUCCCUUUCCUGCCUCUGCUUCUGAAAGAUAUCACCUUCAUUCAUGAGGGCAACAAAACAUUUCUCGACAACCUAGUCAACUUUGAUAAACUACACAUGAUAGCAGACACAGUGCGCAUUAUCAGGCAGUGUCGGACAGAUCACAUGGGAAACAUGUUGUCCCAGAAGGACAGCAUAGAAGUGAGAACGUACAUCAAUUACCUGCACGUCAUCGACAAUCAACAGACUCUGUUUGAGCUCUCACACAGACUUGAGCCCAGGACAUAAAACUACUUGAUAUAUCCUAAAUCCACCAGUGAAGACUGUGAUGAGUCCUCCACUAGGGGGAGACACACUCACACUAACCACACUGAAUAGAACACAGUAUUGCAUAGCCAAAGAAGUCUCUGCCAGUUCAACAAUGUGAAAGGAACAAAGCAGCUGAAUCAUGCAAGACUGUGAAAUAGAAAACUGGCUUCUGAAACUGCAAGAAACUACAGAACUGUUAUAACAGGAAACAUCACAGUGGAUCCAGUAUUCUGUAAGUUACAGAACUGAAACAUCAUGUGGACAAUUAAAAAUGUUUUCCUACAGCACACUUUCACUUAGUAGUGUAGGGCAGAUUUUUAGUUAUUUUUAGUUAUGAGAAAAUAAUAGCCACAUCUUUAUUCCUAUGUAGUCCAAUUAGUCUGAAAUUUGAGCUACAUGCACAAAUCACAAAACGAUGUGAUGCCUUUUUAGAUCAUGGCCAACAAACAAUUUGUAGACAAUCAGAAAAAUAUCCCAAGGCAGCACACUGUAUUUUAGAUGCAGAAUUGCUACCAGAAGCAAGAAGUAGAAGUCUAGAUUAAAGCGACUAUUAGUUGAAUUCACAUAAACUUUAAGGAUAUCUUAAAAUAAUGUGUAUCUUCUAGGGGGGAAAAUGCAAUUUAUUUAGCAGAUUUUCACAUGAAUAAUUGGUUUUAAAUUAUGGAUGUAUUUUUUUGGAAAAGCCCUACUGAACAUAACUGAGCAGUGGUUCUUACAAUAGAUGGUGCUUAAAAAAAGCUAAUAUGUAGAUUUCUUGUAUAAGUUGUACUUGAGACAUUGAGAUAUUUAUUACACAACAAACUUGUCCCAGAUUCAGAAGGGAAAACAAAACAGGUUUUAAAUGUACUGUAAAUGUGAUCAGAUGGUCUGAAGGAUUUGGUGACGCCAUUGACUGACCAGUCUGAUAAUGCCUGAGGUUCACAUGUGAACUCUGUAAAUACUAAGACUUUUUUUUUUAAUAAAUAAUAAAAAAAACAUGCUAUAAAGCAAUAGCAAGGUGUACAUCUCACCUUCAGAGAGAGAGAGAAAAAAAAAUGUUAGCAGUGAUUGAUUGUAGCUGCUGUUUGCACUAGUUUUCUUCACUAAGAGCCUGACAUUAAAGAAUAAUAAUAAAAAAUAAAAAUAAAAACUUUUUUCAUGUGCAAAUCCA